UGACCCAUUGCCAUCCCUAGCAUGUCAGUUGACACUGCUGGUCUUCUUCCUCUGCAACAGUAAUUACACGGGGAAUCGGAUAAGGUUUUUCUCCUCUCCGACGACGACGACGAACGAGAGAGAUCAGAGCACACGUACGUACGGCAAUGGAGUCUACGCUGAUCACGAUCACGAGAUCGCCCAUCCUCCCCUGUCCAUUCUCGAGACGGCCCGCCUCGCCCGCGCGCUGCUUCGCCGGAGCUCGCCGUAGCCGCUGUGCCGCCGCCUCCGCUUCGUUCUUCUCCCCCGCCGGUGGCCGCGGCGGCGGGGAUGCAGGGGCGGGCUCCUCGCUCUCCUCCGCCGCGGCCGCGGCCGCGCUCGGCGAGGCGGCGGCGGCGGGUGGCGGCGGAUCCGACUCCGAGGCCAUCCUGCUCAGCGUCCAGGGGAUGAUGUGCGAUGGGUGCGCGGCGAGCGUGAAGCGGAUUUUGGAGAGCCAACCUGAAGUCACUUCUGCCACCGUUGAUUUUAAGGAAGCAAAAGCAGUUGUCUUGACAACAGCUGAGGUCAAGGCGGCUGAAGAUUGGCAAAAGCAAUGUGGAGAGAAACUGGCAAAUCACCUGGGCACCUGUGGAUUUGAAUCUCGCCUUCAAGGUAAAAUUUUGGAGAGUAAGGAGAAGCCAAAUGAAGUCAAUCAUGGAAAUCGAAGAUGAAGUGCAGCUGGAGACCUGAAGUUCUGUCCUAGGGCCACUAAUGAGUGCAAGGCCAAGUAGAAGUUGCCAUGCUGGAGAACUCAGCAGUUACAGCGUUUCUGACAUUCUGUGCUUUGUGCUAUGAGCUAAAUCGAAGUGUCAGGAUGCUAGCCUCACAUUCACAUUUCCCUUGCUCGUGAACUUUUAGAAGGUUCAUUUGGAGGAAAUAAAAAGAAUAAAAACAUGACCAAUCACAAUGCAAGGAUCUUGUACCCCAGCUUCUCUCUUCAUCCAUGUCUUGUGCUGAGCAGUUAUGGUGAGUCGUCUAACCAAUGGUACUGUUGUUGUACCUUGUGCAUGUUGAUCCGUACUAUACGUUUGUUGAUCAUCAUGUUUGAUACACAGUUACACGCACAUACUGAUAGUGAAAUCAUCUUAAAUGCUUGAUAAUA
Oryza sativa Japonica Group (Japanese rice) is the source of this 1120-nucleotide messenger RNA. RefSeq names its product copper-transporting ATPase PAA1, chloroplastic. The record is from RefSeq and is a predicted model, not a curated record. Lineage: Eukaryota; Viridiplantae; Streptophyta; Magnoliopsida; Poales; Poaceae. Gene Ontology annotation, molecular function: metal ion binding.